GGCACCAUAUAUAAGAGCAUGCACAUUGCAAACUAGGCAUUUCGAAUUUCGACGUCAAGGAAUAUGAGGCUACAUCCAGUGGCCAUCCUUGCGGUUCUUGCCGCUUUGGCAAGGGCAAACGUGUCAGAUAAACGACAAACAGUCAGUGCACCAUGUAUUCCCCAAGAUAUAGUGUAUAUGAUAGAUUCAUCAAGCUACAUUGGUUACGAACAUUUUAAACAACAACUUGACUUUAUAAAAAACAACAUUAGAUACUAUAAUCUUAAUCCACAAUGUACCCGUAUAGGCAUUGUAACUUACAGUUCUGGUGCAUAUAAUCAGUUCUAUCUGAACCAUUAUACCACCCAGACCCAGCUGUUCAAUGCCAUAGAUGGUAUCCAAUACCAUUCCGGAGGUUCAAAUACUGCCGACGCCUUAAACUUUGUUUCAAGUCAGGCGUUUACCACCGCCAACGGUGGAAGGACAGGUGUUCCACACUAUGGAAUACUUGUAACUGGCAGUUCAUCAACAAACUCUGCACAAACUGUGGCAGCAGCUAAGAUUGCCCAGCAGUCUGGCUUAAAUUUAUUUGCUGUCGGUGUAGGAAAUGGCUACAACUCAGCUGAGAUGAGAGGAAUUGCAAGUGGCUCCAAAAACUUUUUUACAUCACAGAGCUAUAAUGCCUUAAACUCAGUAGCAGAACCUCUAGCAACUAGAAUAAAUGGAGCUGUCUCACCAACAACAACACAAGCAUUGGGUACACCAAAUUCAUGUUUACAGCAAGCUGACAUUGCAUUCCUUGUUGACGGAUCAGGAAGUAUUGGUUCUGCCAACUUCCUGAAGCUUGAGAACUUUGUCAAGGGAAUUGUGAGCAAGCUAGAUGUUGGCGCCAACAAAGUCCAUGUUGGAAUGGUACAAUUCAGUAACUACCCCAAACAGGAAUUCCCAUUGAGCAUGUAUUCUUCUAGACAAGAUGUUAUGACAGGUAUUGACCAGAUACACUACAUGGGUGGUGGAACUAACACUGCUGACGGUAUCAAAUACCUCAGAGAACAGGUGUUCUCCCAGAGUGGUGGUGCUAGGCCAAAUGUUCCAAGGAUUGCAGUGGUGAUCACAGAUGGCAGGAGUUCAAACCCCACACAAACUGCUGCCCAAGCUAACCUUGCUAGACAAAAUAACAUUGGUAUGAUUGCCGUUGGUGUCGGAAAUGGAGUGGACAUAAAUGAGCUUCAUCAAAUUGCUGAUGAUCCUGAUGCAGCCAAUACAUUUACUGUUUCAAACUACGACCAGCUGAGCAACAUUGCUGCCCAAAUUAUCACCCGUGCAUGUCAUGUAACAUCAACAGCAGCUCCUCCAACACAAGCACCAGCUGUAUUGAACCCCAAACCUGAAACAUGUUUGGACAAGAUUACAAAUUGUGACACUUAUCCUAAAUCUGUUUGCUCCGGAGACUAUUUUGGCUGGUCGAGAGACAAUUGUCCGAGAUAUUGCGGAUUCUGUACUCCUGUAUACACAACUGCCCCACCAGCUUGUGAAGAUAAGUUGAGUAACUGCAACCAAUAUCCAAGCUCCUCUUGUGUCGGAAAAUUCUUAGACUGGGCUCAUGACAACUGCCGAAAAUAUUGUGGAUAUUGUGAUUCCACAUCCCAGUCUCUAGGAUUCUAUGGCCAAUGUUACUACAAGGGACAGACAUAUAAACAAGGUGAGAGUUGGGAAGAUGGGUGUGACUACCAAUGUACAUGUCUCGAGGGACAGACUGGAAAAUACCAGUGUUACAACAAGUGCCCAGUCUAUUACAACUUGCCUUCCCAGUGUACACUUGUGAAGAGUGAAUCAACGUGCUGCCUGCAACCAGUCUGUGACUUCAACCCCAAAAUCUCCUCAUUUGAGACAAUCAGCCCAGGAAAAACAACUGAUGGCAUUGAUAUUUGCUUAUUCCAAGGUCAUCAAUAUUAUGAAGGUCAAACUUGGGAAGAUGGCUGCAAGUACACAUGUACAUGUACCAAUGGUAGAACAGGAACAUACAAAUGUCAAACUCUCUGCCCAGAUUACACUGCCAUUCCAAGCUUCUGCCACCUUGAAACUAAACCCGGUGAAUGCUGUGCCAAACCAGUAUGUGAGUUCAAGACCCAACAGGGAAGUUUUACAGGCUCUGGAACAAUCAGUGGACAUGGUGUUGCUGUUUCCCCAACUGCACCACCAGCUUGUGUUGAUACAUUGAGUGACUGUGACAGAUAUGGUACCAAUGCUUGCCUUAACUUUAAACCAUGGGCCAGAGAUAACUGUAGAAAAACCUGCAAUCUAUGUGUUAAUAAUGCUCCAAACCCAGAACCAACUGAUGUGUGUAUAUAUGAUGGAAGGGCAUUCCACCAGGGUGAUACAUGGAAAGUAGGUUGUGAUACAACAUGCACAUGUGAGAAUGCCGUAUACGGAUAUUACAGAUGUGUUAACUCAUGUCCAACAUAUAACAACCUCCCAUCAACCUGUCAGACCGUCAAGAAGGCCGGAGACUGUUGUGCCACGGUACAAUGUAGCACUGGAACAUUUAUCUCAUCAACUGGAAACCUCGCUACUAUCGGUGGCGGUGGAUUGAUUCAGACACCAGGAUAUGUGGCUCCCACUCUACCAUCUGGUGGUACCCCAAUGCCUGGAACUGGUGGCACCAGCUUUGUAGCUCCAUCACUGAAGGGAUGUCUAUACAAAGGAGAUGUUUACAUUUCCGGCCAGACCUGGGAGGACGGAUGUCAAUAUUCAUGUACUUGUGAAAAUGCUGAACAAGGCUUAUACAGCUGUAGGCAAAAGUGCCCAGAAUUCCCAACUCUUCCAGCUGAAUGCCACCUUGAGGUUGACGCAAGUGACCCCUGCUGCCAAAGGCCAAAAUGUACAUUCACUGGUACCCCAACUCCAGUUAUCCCAGUAUACAAGCCAAGUACCACAGGCCAUAAUGUUGUAGCCCCACCCAAACCAGGAGAGCUGUUCCAGGGUACCCAGACUAUUGUAGCCGUCAUCACUCUGCCAGGAAACAACCCCAAUCCACCCACUGCUGACCCAAGUGCACACCCAGGUGGAAUUGGUUACUGUGAGUAUAAAGGACAUACAUACAAACAAGGUGUAUCAUGGGAAGAUGGCUGCUCAUACAACUGUGUGUGUGAAGAUGCCUCAAUUGGAUUCUACAGAUGUAGAGAAAAGUGUCCCAAGUAUCCACCUCUACCUGCUCAGUGCCAACUUGUCCAGGACCCUAACAACCGAUGCUGCAAAGUCCCAAAAUGCUCAUUUACAGGUCAGGUGACCUCCAUCAGUGGACAUGGUCAAGCGACUACACCCAAACCAGUUCUAACCACAUCUAGGCCAUUUAUUCCCCAGACACAAGCUCCAAAGAUGUGUGUAUACAAGGGUAACCAGUAUGGACAAGGUCAGGUCUGGUUUGACGGGUGCGACUAUAAAUGUUCUUGUGAUGAUGCCAACAGUGGAUUCUUCAGAUGUACAAGAAGAUGUCCAGAAUUCUUCAAUGUACCGAGUGGAUGUGUAUAUGUACAGGAUCCUAAUGAUCCUGCCUGUUGUAAGGUACCACAGUGUACUCCAACACCACCACCAGGUGCAACCCUGUCACCCAAUGCCAUUGCAACAAUCCCACCAGGAACUUUCGUAGGCCAGCCCAAUGCCACAGCAACCCGUGUUGGAUAUUGUGAGUACAAAGGAAUGCAUUACAAACAGAAUGAACAAUGGAUGGAUGGUUGUGACUACUCAUGCAUCUGUGAAGAUGAAAACACUGGACGUUACAAGUGUGUUGAUCGUUGCCCAAGCUUUGGUGCCCUUCCUCCACAAUGUAGAAUGGUUCCCGACUUCACAAAUCCUUGCUGCCAGAAACCAGACUGCCAGUUCAAUGGAAACUUUGGUGAAAUUACUGGUACCCUUACACCAGCUCCACAACCAGGACAUUCUGUAGCUCCUAAUUUACAGCCAACAAAUGCUCCAACACCAUCAUAUUGUGUAUACAAGAAUGCUAAAUACAGUCAAGGACAGACAUGGAAUGACGGCUGUCAGUAUAAAUGUAGAUGUGAUGAUGCUAGCCGAGGACUAUAUGUCUGUAAUGAUAGAUGUCCACAGUACCCGAACAUACCACCUCAAUGCACCAUGAUAACAGAUCCACGUGACUCAUGCUGUAGAAUGCCACAGUGUAACUUUACACCAACACAAGGACAGAUCACUGGCACCUUGGCUCCUAAUGUUAUACCUACCAAAGUACCAAGUCAGAUUACUGGCCAGGCUAACACACCAGCACCCACACCAUUCCCAGAUGGACACACACAAGCCCCUCAACCACUCAAUUUCUGUAUAUACAAGGGACAACAGUACAGCCAAGGACAGACUUGGGAUGAUGGCUGUGACUACAAAUGUAGAUGUACUGAUGCUACUCUAGGAAGAUACGUUUGUGAUGAGAUGUGUCCAAAAUAUGGAAGUAUGCCAGCAGAAUGCCACAUGAUAAAGGAUGCAGCAAAUCCAUGCUGCUUCAAACCAGUGUGCAACUUUGUACCAACCAGUGGUCAGAUCACAGGCCAGGGCAGCACACCAGUUCCAGUACCAGGGGUGUCCACAAUAGCACCAGUACCAAAUCCAAACCCAUUCCCCAACCCGAACCCAACAUUGGCUCCUCUACCAAAAUCUGUUUGUGUGUACAGAACUGAUCAAUAUACACAAGGACAGCAGUGGUAUGAUGGCUGUAAUUUCAAGUGUACUUGUGAGGAUGCCAUGCAAGGAAUCUACAGAUGUGAUAAGAGAUGUGCUGAUUACACGAGUGUUCCAGCUGGCUGCACCUUGGUUGCUGACCCCGCUGAUCCUCUCUGCUGCAAGGUACCAUACUGCCCACCAGUAACCAACAGCACAAACCCGAACCCAUACCCAACUCUACCAACAGGACACAUCAGUGGAGGCAGUGUCACCAAGGCACCAACACCUGCCCCACAACCUCAGCCUGGUGUCUCUACACCAGCUCCACAACCAGGAGUCAACCCAACACCAGCACCACAACCACAACCUAAAGCUGCAUGUAUCUACAAGGGCAAACAGUACAGUCAAGGACAAAGAUGGAGAGAUGGAUGUACUUACAACUGUGUAUGCAUGAAUGCUAUGACUGGUGUUUAUGACUGUACUGAAAUCUGUCCAAAAUACCCACAACUUCCACCUCAGUGCCAGAUGGUUCAGGAUUACAACCAGCCUUGCUGUAAGAAACCUUACUGUAACUUCUCCGGUACAACCGGUGAGGUCACAGGUCAAGGUACAACAUUGGCUCCAGUCCCUGGUGUCUCAACAUUAGCACCUCAACCUGGAACCUUCAACACACCUGCUCCAACACCCAAAAAACUGUGUAGCUACAAUGGUGUAUUGUUCAAGCAAGGAGACAGAUGGGAUGAUGGCUGUGACCUUAAAUGUGUGUGUGAAAAUGAAAUGACAGGAUACUACAGAUGUAAUCAGAGAUGUGCCCAGUACCAGAGUGUGCCAGCUGGAUGUACUUUAGAGACCGACCCCAACGACCCAUGUUGCCGAGUACCAGUCUGCAAGAGCCUGCCAACACUGGCACCAAACCCAAACCCAAAUCCAAAUCCAACUCUCUCACCAAAUCCUAAUCCAAAUGUAACUCCGGCACCAGGUGUGAACCCCACACCUGCACCAAACAUGACACCAGCGCCAUCUGUGAACCCAAUUCCAUACAUACCAACACUGGCUCCACCUAUAAUCAAUGGACAAGGAGUUACACCAACACCCCAACCUGGCGUUACUACAGACAAGCCACCACUUCCUGUGUGUGUAUACAAUGGAAAGUCGUACAUGGAGGGACAGAAAUGGCAAGAUGGCUGCCAGUAUAAUUGUGAAUGUGUUGAUGGUAUGACUGGUCAGUACAGAUGUACUGAAAGAUGUGCUGUAUAUCCAGCGUUACCUAGCAAUUGUAGAAUGGUAACCAGCCAGUCAGACCAGUGCUGCAAGGAACCAGAAUGCCAACAAGUACAGCCAACACCACAACCAACACCAUACUACACACCACAACCUCAACCAGGAGUGUCCACCAUUAAACCACCAAUUGGACCCAUAGUGACACUGGCACCUAAUCCAAAUAACACACCAGCACCCAAUCCAAUCGCGACCCCAGCUCCACAGCCAAUGCCAAAACAAUUCUGUGUAAUGAGUGGUGUACAGUACACACAAGGACAGCAGUGGAACCAGGGCUGUGACAAGAUAUGCGUGUGUGAUGAUGCCUCAACUGGUCAUUACACAUGUUCUGACAGAUGUAAAAUUUAUCCAAAUGUGCCAAACACAUGCACAAUGGUUCCCGACCCCAACGAUCCAAUAUGUUGCCAGGUACCACAAUGUAUUCCAGUGCCAGGUACCAACGGUCAGCCAACACCUGGACCUACAGAUAAACCACAGAUCUACACCGAUGCUCCCCAUGCCGUUGUCACAGGAACCGGUACCCCACCCACUCCAUUACCAAGAACAACUGUUGCCCCACAACCUGGUGUAUCCCAGCAACCAACACCAGCUCCACAGCCUGUUCCAAAGGUGUGUGUAUACAAGGGACAACAAUACAACCAGGGACAAAGAUGGCAAGAUGGCUGUGAUUUCAACUGUGUCUGUGAUGAUGCUAUGACAGGAAAAUAUACAUGUACUGCCAGAUGUGGAGAUUACCCGAACUUGCCAAGACAGUGUCGACUUCAGAGAGACACCAGAGAUUACUGCUGCUAUGUUCCAGUAUGUGAUUGGUCAGCCACAACACCAGCUCCCAUCUUCACACCAGCUCCUGUACCAGGUACCACACAGGUUCCUAUCCCAGGAGUCUCCACUAUAGCCCCACAACCAGGAGUCAAUCCCACUCUAGCUCCUCAACCUAAAUCAUUCUGUGUAAUGAAUGGAGUGACAUUUGGCCAAGGACAGGUUCUUAAUGAUGGAUGUUCACAGAGAUGUAGAUGUGAUGAUGCUAGUAAAAACUAUUACAACUGUUAUGACAGAUGUGCUAACUACCCACAAGUACCUUCAGGCUGUAUUAUGGUAACAGAUCCAAGUGAUGCUUGUUGCCAGAUACCACAAUGUAACAUUAUGCCAACACCUAGACCAAAUAUGACCCCUGCACCAAACCCACUUGGAUCAACAAUUGCACCACACCUGGCACCAGGGCAGACACCAGUGCCAACACCAAAGGUUGUGCCAACACCUGCACCAUCCCCAAUACCAACAGCUGUACCAGGACAAAUCAUCAGUAAACCUGACCCAACCAGACCCCCACAACAGAGAGGAUUCUGUGUAUACAAGGGAAUUAACUACAAACAAGGACAGACAUGGAAUGAUGGUUGUCUAUACAACUGUGUAUGUCUAGAUGAUAUGACAGGUCAAUAUAAAUGUACUGAGAGAUGUCCAAGAUAUCCAAACAUACCAACAUACUGUGUGAUGGUUCAAGAUCCUAACGACCAGUGCUGCAAGAAACCAUUCUGUCCAAAUGUUGUGCCAACACCAGCACCAAACAUGACACCAGCCCCAACACCAAGCAUUUUCAACCCAUCACCGAUACCAGGCAUGAUCACACCAGCACCGAUACCAGGAGUGUCAACACUCGCACCAAAACCAGGACUGCCUACAAAUGCACCAAAGCCUGGCACAGUGGCACCCGACCCGUUCCUACACCCAACACCAUCAACACCUAAACCUCAACCACUACCAAAGAAUGUUUGCAUUAUGAGUGGUAAGGCUUACACUCAAGGACAGACUUGGUAUGAUGGCUGUAAACAAAUAUGUGUAUGUGAUGAUGGCAUGACCGGACAUUACACAUGUAACCAGAGAUGUGCAACAUACACAGGCUACCAGUCUGCCUCAUGUAUAUAUGUACCUGACCCUAAAGAUCCAGUCUGUUGCCAGAUUCCACAAUGUAACCAAGUCAACAGUACUGUACCAGCACCUGUCACAGGAGUACAUACUGGUGGUGGACCAGUCCCAACACCACGUCCAAUCAUGACACCAGCACCAGGCACAUACAGCACCCUUGCUCCUAUACCAGGGGUAAGCACAUUGGCUCCUAUACCAGGUGUAAGCACAUUGGCUCCAAACCCCAACAUCAACAAUACCCCUGCACCAACACCUGCUCCAAAAAUAUGCGUGUACAAAGGCAGCGUGUAUACACAAGGUCAAACAUGGAGAGAUGGAUGUCAGUAUGACUGCACAUGCUAUGAUGCUGAACAUGGAAAAUACAGAUGUACCGAUGUCUGCCCAAGAUAUCCAGGUCUUCCACCUCAGUGCAGACUUGUGAGAGAUCCAAUGAACCCAUGUUGCCAGAAACCAGACUGCUCCACCCCUGCACCCCAGGUCACAUUGGCUCCAGUACCAGGUGUCAGCACCCCAGCACCAAACCCAUUUGUAACACCUACCACAAGUUUCUGCGUGUACAAGGGUGUCCCAUUGAGAAAGGGACAAACAUUUGAUGAUGCCUGUGACAAGGUUUGUAGAUGUGAGGACACCAUGUUGAAUGAUGUUGUGUGUGACGACAGAUGUCCAACCUACCCAGCCCUUCAAUCCGGCUGCACAAUGGUAACAGAUCCAAGAGAUUCAUGUUGCCGUGUACCACAGUGCCAACCAACAAACUCAGUCACAAAUCCAAACACCACAAUCCUUACUGGAGUACCUGGCACAAUUACUGGACAUACACAACCUAACCCAUCUAAUCCAUUCACUGGAUCUAGAGAUGUGUGCUUGUACCAGGGUAAGGCAUAUAAGACCGGAGAUAAGUGGGAUGAUGGAUGCACCUACACGUGUGUGUGUAUUGAUGGAACAACUGGUCAAUACAGAUGUACUGAGAGAUGUGCGAGAUACCCCAAUGUACCAGCUCAGUGUAGUAUGGUAGCCGACCCCAGGGACAAUUGUUGCCAGAAACCUUACUGCCAGUUCAUCGCUCCAACACCAGCACCAAACCCGAACCUUACACCUAGCCCAUACCUGACACCACAGCCAGGUGUUUCAACCAUUGCCCCACUACCAGGUGUUUCCACUAUUGCACCAAACCCAGUGAACACACUAGCACCACAGCCGGGAGUUCAGCCAACCCCAGCUCCAAGAAUGGUAUGCCAGUACAAGAACCAGCUAUACAGACAAGACCAGGUCUGGUAUGAUGAUUGUAAUGCUGUUUGUAGAUGUGAAGAUGCCAAUACUGGUUAUUACAGAUGUCAAGAAAGAUGUGCAAAAUAUCCAAAUCUACCUCCAACUUGUACCCUGGUACCAGACCCGAAGGAUCCAACUUGCUGCAAAGUUGCUUCAUGCCCAACACCACCAACCAGUGUGCCACCAACACCAGGAUACCUGAUACCAAACCCCAACACACCAGCACCACCAAUGGUAACUGGUGUAGCUCCAGUACCAACACAACCAUCUCCAUACCCAAAUCCAAACCCACAGAACACUCCAGCCCCACAACCUGGUGUAUCUACUUUAGCACCACAGCCAGGUGUGAACCCCACACAAGCACCACAGCCUAAACAACAAGGAUGUUUCUUCAAUGGUAAGGUGUACACAAAGGGUCAGAAAUUUGAUGAUGGCUGUGACUACCAUUGUAUCUGUGUGGAUGAUAUGACUGGACAGUAUUCAUGCACAAAACGUUGUACUGAUUAUCCACAAGUACCAACACAGUGUGUGAUGGUUCAAGAUCCAAAGGAUGCUUGUUGCCAGGUACCAUAUUGUGACUAUGUGAACCCAUCUCCAUUCCCACAUGGUAUUCCUACACCAGCACCAAAUCCGUUCCAGACACCACUGCCAGGACAAGUUACAGUAGCCCCACAACCUGUCACCAGACCACCUCCAGGUUAUUGUGUGUACAAAGGAGUAUACUACCAGCAAGGACAGACCUGGGAUGAUGGCUGUGAUAAACGUUGCAGAUGUGACGAUGUUUCUACUGGCUACUACUCAUGCUCAGAAAGAUGUCCAAGCUAUACCGGUCUCCCAUCUAGCUGUAGACUGGUAACCGAUCCUAAUGACAGUUGUUGUGUGGUACCCGAUUGCAACACCUUUACACCAGCUCCUACACCAUUGAUCUUUAACCCAGGAACCAACCCACCAAUCAGUGGAGUAAAUCCAUCUACCACACCUAAACCAAUCAUUGUGGCACCAACAUAUGUACCAGCUGUAUUCUCUGGUUCCAGCAGUAACAACCCUGGCAGUUAUGGAACCGGCCCCUCAGGAAAUGGCAAGAUGUGUGUAUACAAGGGUAAACCUUAUACUCAGGGACAAACAUGGGAUGAUGGUUGCCAGUUCAGAUGUACAUGUUUCGACCAGAACAGAGGCCAGUACAGAUGUACCGAGAGAUGCCCAAGAUAUAUCAAUUUACCCGCCUUCUGCACAUACAAACAAGAUCCAAAUGACGCCUGCUGCAAGAUAGCAUCAUGUGAUGUGUCCCAGGUGCCAACCCCAGGUGUAUUUGUACCAACACCUAACCCACAGUAUACUGGUGUACCUGGUGUCAACACAGGACCAUCAGGCUCAAACCCACCAAAUACCUACCAGCCAGGUUUCAACACUGGACCCUCAGGCUCAAACCCACCAAUUACCUACCAGCCAGGUUUCAACACCGGACCCGCAGGCUCAAACCCACCAAUUACCUACCAGCCAGGAUUUAACACCGGACCAUCUGGCUCACAGCUUCCAAUCAACCCAACAUCAGGGACAGGCACUUCUGGCAAUAGAAACAUGUGUAUUUACAAAGAUAUGACAACACAUCCACUUGGCUCCACAUGGCAAGAUAAUUGUAAGAGCUGUGUAUGCGAAAACCCACUCACUAAUUCCUACAGAUGUACUGACAGAUGCCCAGUUUACUCAGACCUUCCAAGCACCUGUUAUCUGAUUAAGGACCCUAAGGAUAAUUGCUGUUCCCUACCUCAAUGUUCAGGUUCUCUUUCACCCGUAACUGUUACUGGUUCCCAAACUCCAGGAACAUCUGGAUCCAAUAUUGUACCAGUUGGUACCCAUACUCAAUUCACUGGUAGCUACAACCCACAACCUGGAACCGGCACCAUUUCUGGAAGUAGAACUGAUUGUGUAUACAAAGGAACUACCCAUAAACAGGGUGAGUCUUGGGAUGAUGGAUGUGCCUACACAUGUACCUGUACCGAUGCUUCAACUGGUCUUUAUACAUGUACUUCAAAAUGCCCACAAUACCCAAGCAGUAUUCCAUCUUACUGUAAGAUGAACACAGUACCUGGCAUGUGCUGUAAAUCAUUGAGCUGCAAUAUCCCACAAGUAGGAAACUACGUACCAUCUCCUAUGCUUAUACCAACCCCUGCUCCACAACUUCUACCUGGCCAGACACCAGCACCAAACACAGGAAGUUCACAGGUCAUUUACCCAUCUGGUACCCAGCCUGUCAUUGGAGGACAGAGCCUGUAUCCAGGCAGUGGUUAUGCUCUUCCACCAGGUGUCUCCAGCGGAAGCAUCAGAAACCAAUGUGUGUACAAGAACAGACUGUACAACCAAGGAGAGACUUGGGACGAUGGAUGUGAUUAUGUUUGUGAAUGUAUGGAAGCCAAGACUGGUUAUUACCAGUGUAAACCACAGUGUCCAAAAUACCAGCUCCCACAGGGAUGUUAUACAGUAAAGGCUGCUGGCAAGUGCUGCGAUGACCCUGUCUGUAUGAAACCAGAUGGUUCCAAGUUCAAUCCUGUUACCAACCCACAGACUGGAUACCCAGUGUAUGGCUCAUACCAACCAGGCACAGGAGGAUUCAGACCCGGCUACAACCCAAGCACCGGAACAUAUGGCACAACAGCUGUAACUGGAUAUAACCAUCAGUGUAUAUACAAGGGAAGAAUCCAUACACAGGGACAACGUUGGGAUGAUGGAUGUGACUAUUCUUGUCAAUGUACAGAUGCUCAGAAUGGAAUGUACUCAUGCUCUCCAAAAUGCCCAACUUACACAUCAAUGCCAUCUGCCUGCCGCAUGGUAACAAUUCCCGGCCAGUGUUGUCAAGAACCACGCUGUAACUAUCCAGCAGUGACAACGAUCGCAACACCUAUCAUCCACACGGUGGCGCCACAUAUCUCGGGCUGUGUCGAUGCUAUUCCCAACUGUGCUGCUUAUGGACAACAGAGUUGCAGAGCACCAUACGACAAAUGGGCAGAACAAAACUGUAAAGCUUACUGUAACCUAUGCCCCCAUACCCAGAGUCCACUCUCAAACCAAUGUGUUGACAAACUACAGAAUUGUGAUGCAUAUGAUACAACAUCAUGUACAGGUGUUUAUGAACCAUGGGCGAGAGAAAACUGCAGGAAGACUUGCAACCUCUGUACAACAUCACCUCCAGCUAUUGUGACUCACUACCCAGCACAGACUCUGCAGCCAUGCUCCGACAAAUUGCCUAACUGCGAUUCAUAUGACAAGAGUACUGCUUGCGAGGGCGUGUACGAACAGUGGGCCAUUGAUAACUGUCAGAAAUACUGCAACAAGUGUAAUGCACAAGGCAACUAUGGAACCACAAUGACUGUACAAUUACCUAGCAGCAACUGGAUGAUAAUGAUGAAGGGAGUGGCCGGUGUACCAGGUGAUCUCUACAACCUGUGGCACGGAACUGGAACCAUGAACCCCAACGUACCAGAAGCCAUGUACCUAACUAGCACCUACCCCGGACAUUACAAACCUGAUCUGUCCAAUUACUGGAACAGUCUUUGCAUUGACAAGGUUAAAGUUGCUAUCUUCAACAAAGGAGUAGAGAAGGCCAACAUUAUCUUUGAUGCCACUGGAUCAGACAAAGAAAGCUGGUUUGAUCCAAGUAGGAUCAUCUCAUCAACAUGGACUGAUAUCAGAUAUGCACCAAAGAACAUCUUCAGUUUGAUGGGUGAUCAAGCAACAGGACAUGAAUUCCUGGCCAGCAGCUCAGGCAGUGGAUGUAAUUCUCAGGGCUGGAUCAUGGUAUCAACAAAGAAUAAUUGUCCAUUUGAACAAGGAUCUCAGAAACCUGCUUUCUAUUAUGCUCCCGGCCAAUCUGUUACCAGCUGGGGAUCUACUCAGCCAGGAACGGGUGAUGUCUUUGCUAUUUUGGCUCAUCCUAACUGUAAUGGUACUGGACCAACCAUUCCAUCCCAGACAAUUGUAGCAACAUCAAGUUUCUGUAUAUACAAGAGCAAGAUUUACAACCAGGGAGAGGUCUGGCAAGAUGGUUGCCAGUAUAAUUGUACAUGUGAAGAUGCUAGAACUGGAUUCUACAGAUGCCAAGAUUUAUGCCCAGUAUGGAACAAUCUUCCAGCUGGCUGUACAUUAGAAAAGAAACCAGGAGAAUGUUGCUCUCAGCCUAGCUGUGGAGUUACUGCAAACACUUGUUAUUACGGUGGCAAAUAUUACCAUGAAGGAGAGAAGUGGAGGGAUGGUUGUAAAUAUAAAUGUACAUGCCAAGAUGGAAAGACUGGGUUCUACCAAUGUCAAACACUAUGUCUUAACUGGACAUUACCACCAACCUGCCGCCUAGACCCAGCUCCUGCCGGUAAAUGUUGCCAAGUACCCGUUUGUCCAAGCAACGUCCAAAUUCAAUAUCCACCUGGUUUUGUACAAGAAUAAAACCAUUAAUGAAUUGUGCCAUCUUUUGUUUGUAUUUAUUUCUGUUAUAUUAAUUCUAAAGUAAUAAACAUUUGUUUAAAAGUA
Ruditapes philippinarum (Manila clam) is the source of this 13632-nucleotide messenger RNA. RefSeq lists its product as uncharacterized. The transcript is spliced from 87 exons. The coding region runs from base 64 to 13548 and encodes 4494 amino acids. Gene Ontology annotation, molecular function: protein binding. NCBI's taxonomy places the organism in Eukaryota, Metazoa, Mollusca, Bivalvia, Venerida, Veneridae. The record is from RefSeq and is a predicted model, not a curated record.